Messenger RNA from Staurois parvus, 303 nucleotides. NCBI's taxonomy places the organism in Eukaryota, Metazoa, Chordata, Amphibia, Anura, Ranidae. The record is from the annotation of a GenBank genome assembly.
CGGUACUUAUAUAGUAUAGCACUUAUUCCAGUUCCAAAUGACUGGAUUCAGGUGUUCCAAUCACCUCCAUGGCCACAGGUGUAUAAAAUCCAGCCCCUAGGCAUGCAGACUGCUUCUACAAACAUUUGUGAAAGAAUGGGUCGCUCUCAGGAGCUCAGUGAAUUCAAGCGUGGUACUGUGAUAGGUUGCCACCUGUGCAAUAAGUCCAUCCGUCUAAUUUCCUUGCUACUAAAUAUUCCACAGUCAACUGUUAGUGUUAUUAUAACAAAGUGGAAGCAAGUGGGAGCAACAGUAACUCAGCCA